Molecule: messenger RNA, 1401 nt
Organism: Symsagittifera roscoffensis
Lineage: Eukaryota; Metazoa; Xenacoelomorpha; Acoela; Convolutidae
Product: dehydrogenase/reductase SDR family member 7-like
Exons: 10
Coding region: 77-1090 (337 amino acids)
Source: RefSeq, a predicted model, not a curated record
UACGAGUCUCUUUCAGAUUAAUUUCAAUGUUCUGAUCGAUCUGGACUGGACUAGGAUAUUUUGCUGGAUCUACAAAAUGACCCUUUCGUACAGGACUCUGCAAGUGGCGAGUGUGCCCCUCCUGUUCUUCCUUCUCUUCUGCUCCCCUCUCCUGUCUAUGUUCCUAUUCGCCUGUUUUCUCACUCUCUUGUUCAUAGACUGCGACAUAUCCACAAAGCUUCUCGAGAUUUUCGGCACCAAACCAGAGAGCAGUGAUCUGCGCAACUGUGUGGUGUGGAUCACUGGAGCGUCAGGUGGGAUUGGGGAGAAGUUGGCCUACGAGAUGAGCAAGUGUGGCUCCACUGUUGUGUUGUCUUCUAGAAAUAAAGAACAGCUGGAGAAAGUGGCCGAGAAGUGUAGAGAGCUCCAGUGCAGCGACUGUCUUGUUCUGCCUCUAGACGUAACAAACACUGACCAGCAUCAGAGUUCUUUCCAGGAAAUUGUGGAAAAGUUUGGAAAGGUGGACAUCUUGGUCAACAAUGCAGGUCGCACACAGCGGGGAUCUUUCCUUGAUGGAAAUCUGUCAGUUGAUAGGGAGCUUUUCGAACUCGAUUAUUUCUCGCAGGUGGCUCUUACUCGAGUGGUAGCGAAGGAUAUGGUUCACAGAGGGGUCAAGGGUCAAAUUGUCCUGGUUACCAGUGUCGCCAAAUAUGGUGCACCAUUUCAAAUUGGAUAUUGCGCAGCCAAGGCGGCUCUGCACGGUGCAUUUGAGGGUGUGCGUGUUGAGCUAAACAGUCAUGACAUCAAUGUGCUGUUUGCUGUGCCUGGUCCAGUGGAAUCAGCCAUCUCUGAAAACGCAUUUACAAAUACUCCAGGCCAGAGUGCGGGAGGUGGGAAAGUGAUUGACAAGCGGAUGACGGCGGAGAGGACAGCCAGACUGAUGAGUGUCUCUCUGGCCAACAGGAGUCCGGAGGUGUGGAUAUUCGAGAGACCUGUCUCCUUCUUCAUAUACUUGGCACAGUACAUGCCCACAAUGAGCAAACUGUUGUCUGUUCCCGUGUUGGAGAAACGAUUCAAGGAGUACCAGCGAGUGUUCACCAAAUCCGAGUGACUGUAUUCGGAUUGGAAAAUGAUAAUUGUUGACUCGAUAACGCGCAUGUAGCUUCAUGUUUUUGAAUACCAAUGGCAGUGCGAUAUAUAACAACAGUAGACUCCUGUGAGCAUUGUGUUUGGGAAAUUUUAGACCUUUACUAAACUGGUAGUAGUAAUGAGGUCUCGAGUUCGAAUCCCGCAAGCGCAACAGAAUUUUUUGCAAGGUGAUUUUGCUACUUACUAUACUCUGCUGCCAUUUCUCACCAGUAAAUGUUGUUGAAACUGGUAUAAAACUCUAGUGAUGUAUUUUCUAUUAGUGCCCGCCCACUC